GCUGCGUCUGGCUCCCGCUCUCACAGCCAUUGCAGUACAUAGAGCUCCAUAGAGAGAGCGCCGGGGCAAGUGAGAGCCGGACGGGCACUGGGCGACUCUGUGCCUCGCUGAGGAAAAAUAACAACACGGGCAAAGGAGAUCCUAAGAAGCCGAGAGGCAAAAUGCCAUCAUAUGCAUUCUUUGUGCAAACUUGUCGGGAGGAGCACAAGAAGAAGCAUCCAGAUGCUUCAGUCAACUUCUCAGAGUUUUCUAAGAAGUGCUCAGAGAGGUGGAAGACCAUGUCUGCUAAAGAGAAAGGAAAAUUUGAAGACAUGGCAAAGGCGGACAAGGCCCGUUAUGAAAGAGAAAUGAAAACCUAUAUCCCUCCUAAAGGGGAAACAAAAAAGAAGUUCAAGGAUCCCAAUGCACCCAAGAGGCCUCCUUCGGCCUUUUUCCUGUUCUGUUCUGAGUAUCGCCCCAAAAUCAAAGGAGAGCAUCCCGGCCUAUCCAUUGGCGAUGUUGCAAAGAAACUGGGAGAGAUGUGGAACAACACUGCUGCAGAUGAUAAGCAGCCUUAUGAAAAGAAGGCGGCUAAACUGAAGGAAAAAUAUGAAAAGGAUAUUGCUGCAUACCGAGCUAAAGGAAAGCCUGAUGCAGCAAAAAAGGGAGUUGUCAAGGCUGAAAAAAGCAAGAAAAAGAAGGAAGAGGAGGAAGACGACGAGGAUGAAGAGGAUGAGGAGGAAGAGGAAGACGAAGAAGAGGAAGAGGAAGAUGAUGAUGAUCAAUAAGUUGGUUCUAGCGCAGUUUUUUUUCUUGUCUAUAAAGCAUUUAACCCCCCUGUACACAACUCACUCCUUUUAAAGAAAAAAAUUGAAAUGUAAA
Molecule: messenger RNA, 861 nt
Organism: Cynocephalus volans (Philippine flying lemur)
Lineage: Eukaryota; Metazoa; Chordata; Mammalia; Dermoptera; Cynocephalidae
Product: high mobility group protein B1-like
Exons: 1
Coding region: 162-767 (201 amino acids)
Biological process (GO): regulation of transcription by RNA polymerase II
Cellular component (GO): nucleus
Molecular function (GO): DNA binding, bending
Source: RefSeq, a predicted model, not a curated record